Molecule: messenger RNA, 3176 nt
Organism: Siniperca chuatsi (mandarin fish)
Lineage: Eukaryota; Metazoa; Chordata; Actinopteri; Centrarchiformes; Sinipercidae
Gene: amdhd2
Product: amidohydrolase domain containing 2
Exons: 13
Coding region: 480-1694 (404 amino acids)
Biological process (GO): N-acetylglucosamine catabolic process
Molecular function (GO): N-acetylglucosamine-6-phosphate deacetylase activity
Source: RefSeq, a predicted model, not a curated record
CUCCGCUUUGUCACAUGACAUCCGUUUCCCCCGUUUCUGUCCUACAGACUCAGCUGAUCUGGGGCAAGUACCAACACUAGACAAGUACUUUAACAGUGUAAAACACUAGUUUAGUCUCUUUUUUUUGCCUGCUAAUGACAAAAUAGCUGAAGGGAAAUACGGAAUGUACGGUCGCCGAACUCGCUUAAAAAAUAUGGUUGUUUAAUGUAGCCUCCCUCGCCUAACUCCUCUGUUUUUGUGAAAGAAGAGCGACGUGGUGACGGUUGAACAAGUUUAAAUUCUACUGGAAUACGUGUUUUAUUGUGUAUUUAGUGUAUGCCGAUUUGACAACUGGAUUCUACCAAUCCUCAGACCUCUUCCGUCUUUCUUUGGCAAGAGAACCCGACCAGAGCCACAAGUAGCAGCUUCCGAAAGACAGCCAGUCGUCUGAGGCAGAGUGGUGGAAGAGCUUGUCUCCGCUCGUCUGCCGGGAGAAAAACAUGCCGUCCAACAAAUCUGACGCACCCAUCACUCAGUUCAUCAACUGCAGAAUACUCCGAGACCACCGGCUGCAGAGAGAGGACCUGUGGGUGCGUGACGGGAGGAUCUUAGAUCCAGAGAAGCUGUUCUUCGAUGAGCAGGGUUACGCCGACAAGCGUGUGGACUGUGAAGGCAGCAUCAUCGCCCCGGGCUUUAUAGACGUUCAGAUCAACGGAGGAUACGGCAUCGACUUCUCUCAGGCCUCGGUGGACGUCAGCAGUGGAGUUUCUUUUGUGGCCAAAAAGAUCCUGGAGCACGGCGUGACGUCCUUCUGUCCCACUCUGGUCACCUCUCCUCCUGCUGUCUACCACAAGGUUCUGCCUCAGGUCAAAGUUCACAACGGAGGAGCGCAUGGAGCUGGAGUUCUUGGUUUUCAUCUGGAGGGCCCGUUCAUCAGCGUGGAGAAGAAAGGAGCUCACCCGGAGCAGUUCCUCCGUACCUUCCGGUCCGGAGGGAUCGAGGACCUGAUGGAGGCCUACGGCAGCCUGGACAACGUUGCCAUAGUGACGCUGGCUCCUGAGCUGGCCAGCAGCCAAUCGGUGGUGAGGAUGCUCUGCCAGAGGGGCAUCACUGUGUCCUUAGGUCACUCUGUGGCCAACCUGUCCCAAGCUGAGGAGGCUGUUCAGCACGGAGCCUCCUUCAUCACUCACCUCUUCAACGCCAUGCUGCCGUUCCACCAUCGGGACCCUGGUAUAGUGGGUCUGCUGACCAGUGAUCAGGUUCCUGCAGGCAGGACAGUCUAUUAUGGCAUGAUAGCUGAUGGGAUCCACACCAACCCCGCCGCCCUGCGUAUCGCUCACAGAGCGCACCCUUCAGGUCUGGUGUUGGUGACCGAUGCGAUCACAGCGAUGGGUCUUCCUCCUGGUCGUCACACUCUGGGCCAGCAGGUCAUCGAGAUCCAGGGCCUCCACGCUUACGUUGCAGGCACUAAGACCCUCUGCGGCAGCAUAGCCACGAUGGAUAUGUGCAUACGGCACUUCAAACAGGCUUCAGGCUGCAGCGUGGAGGAAGCUCUGGAAGCUGCCUCGCUCCAUCCCGCUCAGCUCCUGGGCGUCAGCCACAAGAAGGGAAACCUGGACUACGGAUCAGACGCAGACCUCGUUAUGCUCGAUGAUGCCCUCAACGUCAAAGCCACCUACAUUUCUGGAGAGGAGGUUUGGAGAAAAGCACCAUAGAAGAAGAAGAAGCCUGCAGAUGGAAACUGGGCUGACAGCUGGGACCUCCGGUGCCUUCGGGGGACGCUGUUUACCACAGAACCACAAAUCCGUUGAAUGUUUUAAUUCAUCAGAACGCACAGUGAACUUUACUUUCGCCACCUAACGCACGUCAGUUAAGACUCAAACAAAAAACAAAAAAAACUACUGGAUGGAUUACUGUUGAAAUGUAGUGCAGAACUUCGUGGCCCCCAGAGGAUGAUAUCUAAUGACUCUGGUGACUUUUCUUCUAGCCCCACCAACAAGUCAGAACUUCUGUUUGUCAAACACCUUUAGUUUAUGACAAGACACCUCUAAAAUACACGUACAUGACCACGACUCCCAUCAGCCUUUCGAAUAGCUUCAGCUCAGACUGAUGAAAGGUGAUUUUACAGCUGCUACAAACUGAGUCCGAAGCCCCAUUCAGACAGGGUGAAUAUUACAGGGGCAGGUGGCUGAUCAAAUAUUUACCCUCCGCCUUCGCAAUAAAAGUUUCAGCAUUUUAGCCACCGGCAGACUACUGGAGCUGGUUCUGUCAUACAUAAUGAUGCUGCAGGAAAACCAUCAUCACAGGCGGGUCUAGCAUUAUAGUUAGUGAUAUUCAUUUAGCAGUAAUUUAAUUAUUAACACUGACAGCUGCAAACUACUUAAUUGUCUCUUUCUGAAUGUUGAUUAGGCUGCUUUUACAGUCAGAAAGAGACCACGACCACCACGCAUCUCAUCGGUUCGGCUGAACAAAGACAGCGAUCCCCCCGGAACGUGAUGCUGCGACAGCCUGCAUCGUAAAGUUUAACUUCCUUCUUUGUAUGAGCUGCUGAAACUCCGUGGCAGCAAACGGCUCUGUGCAUAAACACUCAGAGAUACACGUUUGAAAUGUAAAGCGUCUCGGGACAGACAUAUGAGCUCCGACUGGAAUUAAAAUCACUGACCAGCGCAGGUGAUACUGAAACCAUCCCACCUCCCCUAGAGACAUAAAUCCCGUCCAAAUGGGGCUUUAGAUGUCCUAAAAAGGCCACCGUACAGGGGCCUUUUCCUCUAACUUCCUCUCCACAUUUCAUCCAUCCAGAAACCUUAUUUUCCGGAGCGUAACGAGCCUCGCAGGAGCGCUGCUUUGGCUGCAGAUUUGUCGUCUCGUUGGGAGUGACUUCGCUGUCGGGCAGUACUUUUGAUUUUCUUAAAAAAUAAGUUUUUAGCAAUGAUCAGCCGCCCAGUUCUGAAUCUGACUCGCAGGCCUCUCUGGGUGUGAGUGUCUUUCUGUGCAGAGAUGACGUGACAUGUGAUUGUGCACUUCCUGUCAGAGACCUGCAUCCAGACGCUUUACAGCUUAUUUUAAUCACACGUUACAUAGAUGUGAUUUAAAGGGAAACAUUUUGGUUAUUAAACUGGAUAAAUCAGCUUUCGGUGAACGUUACUGUAACAUGAUUGUUCUUCUUCAAAGCAAUAACAUUUACUUUUGUUAUAUUA